CCUGCAGCCCAUAAAAGAUCCCCCAGGGAAUCGCGGUCUCUUCGGUGAUCCAGCCACGCUUCCGAAGGGUCCCACCGUCGCCUCCAUUCAUGAGCAUCCCACUGGCCCUCAAUGCCUCCUACCGGGUCUACCCUGCAGGGGUGGUGGCUCCCGCUGACAUGGGCUACGACGGUUACUACUGGCCCUCGGUGAAGGAGGAGAUGGAGCCGGGGAGCUGCUCCGGGGGGUUCCCUGCCCCCGAGGCUGUUAACGGCCCGGAAGGGAAGGGCCCCAGCAAUAACCCAGGUAAGCUGAUCUCCUAGGAAAACCCGCAAAGGAGGUUUGCAGCCCUCUUUGCUUAAGUCUCUUAAAGUCACUUCACCCAGGAAAGCUGACUCCAUUGCACCAGGGUUACCCCAAACAUGGGUCUCUAGCUGUUCUUGGGGUACAGUUCCCAUCGUCCCUGACCCCUGGUCCUGCUAGCUAGGGAGGAUGGGACUUGUAGUCCAAAAAAACAGCUGGAGACUCAAGUCUGGGGAGCCCUGCAUUCUCAGUUAUGCAAACAUUGGGAGCUUCUUGCAGCGAAUGCAAAGCUUGGAAUUCGCAAACUGAAGCAGAAUACAGAACCCUUUUGAAUACAAAAGUUGGGCAUUUCCUCCCUCGCUUGGUUUUAAUGCACCUAAGCGGGGUUGCUUGUUCGGAAGUCGCUUGGGGUUGCCUUGGGCAAGAUAAAGCGACUAACAAAUUUAGUAAGUAAUAAUAAUGAUGAUAAUUUCGAUGGGGGUCCUUUAACCGAAUUUGGAUUGUGGCCUUUUUCCAUGAUAGGCUUGGGUGGUGUGCACGGCAGUAGGGCGUAGUGGGUAGAGGGGGUUGAACCCGGGAGACCGGGGUUCAAAGGCUCGCUUAGCCAUGAAGCUCUGGGUUUCAUCCCCGGACUCUCUGCCUACUUCACAUGGUUGUUUUGAAGGAUAAAAUGGGGAGGUUGGGGGGGGGGCAUGUGCACCACCUAGAACGCUUUGGAGGAAAGCCAGAAUAGAAACGCAGUAGAUAAAGAAAUAGAAAUCUUUCCUCGGGAGCCCAUUUUGCUGACAGCGCAGGGAACAGGUUGCAGGUGCGCAGUCGGAUCCUAUGCAAAGUUAAGUGCGCGGCGCCUAAUUGGGCUAAAAAAAGUUAUGGAUCUGGAUUUCCAGGCCAGCGCAAAAGCCCAGCCCCUGGUGGAGAGGAGGUAUUCAAGGAACAAUUGUCUGUUUGAAACUGCCCCUUAUCUAGGGAGCAAAACAGGGUCAGUGCUAGGAGUUGCUGCCUAGCCAAAGAAACCGCUUUCUGGCCGGAGAAGAAUGCGCUCACAUCAGCACCACAUUUAAAACGCAUGGCUUUUUCCUCCCCCCCCCCGCCCCAAGGCUACCCUUAUCUCUUAACCUGGAUUAUUACUGGUCACAAAUUGCUCAGUUCCCAACAUUUUGCGGACUCGAAAUGUGAGCGCGAUCUGGGUGUCAACUCGAUAAUCCUGCCCUUCCCUCUUGUUAUGAACGUGAAUUUUGCCGAAGCAUUUUGCAAGCCAGUGACAUACCAGUGUUUUGCAGAGUCAUUUAAGGUAUGAUUGUCUUAAGCAAGAAUUAAAGCAUUGCUUACAUCUAGUUCAUUAGUGUUCUGCAGUCUAGUGAUGCUAAUAACUGUUAAUUGAUGGGCGUGGUCUGUUGGUCCUGGAGAUGAGCAAUGCAAUCCUAGCAAUGUUUACUCAGGUGUAAGUGCUAUUUAAUUCACCUGGGCUUAGUCCCAUGUUGGUGGAGUUAGGAUUUGCAGCCUAUUGAAGGUUUCCUUUUAUGUUUCUAUGUUCAGAGUGUGCAAACUUUCAAAUAUCACAGGAGGUCUGAGAAGUAGCUACAGUUUGAUCUUGCCUGAUGCAAAGGUUCUAUUUAGAAAGUUUGUGUACUGUUUUAUAAACUUAUUUAUCAAACACUUUUUGCAUUCUGGCUUUUUAAGCCCCUAUUCUGCCCUAUUUAUCCUUUGCAUACUGUGUCUGCUUGAUUCCUAGAUCUCUCCCCAAGGUCUUCCAGCUCUGGGAUAUUCACUUAUUAUACACCAGAUUCUGCAACCAGCCCCAACAAGCCGCCCCCCUCCCCAGAUCUGACUUCUACUCCCCAGCGGUGCAAGGAGGAAAGUAAAGGAGGCAAGAAGAGCAAGAACCGCACAGCUUUCUCUCAAAGGCAGCUGCAGGUCUUGCACCACAGAUUCCAGAUGCAGAAAUAUCUCAGUCCACAACAGAUCCGAGAACUGGCCUCUGCCUUGGGACUCACCUACAAACAAGUAAGUGUUUUGCUGAAGCAGGGCAGGGUCAGGCCGGGAGACCUUUGGCCUGAAUUUUUAAAGAGUUGCUCUUUGCUGACUUUCCAGUUGUUCCAACUGGUGGUGGCUCUUGCAUAAGCUGUCCUGCAGAACAGUCUUGAGAUCCACCUUUUCUGUCUUGAGAUCCACCUUUAAUAUUUGUCUGCCACACUUCUGAUUGUGUAUGCCUCACUUAUUUGAGCCUUCCUUCCUUCUCUCCUUCUACAGCUUCCUUUCUUACAUAGCUUGCUUUAUUCUUUCUUGGUGGCAUGCAGAAUUGUAUUUGUUUGCUUGUGCUUUAACUGCCAUGGCUUCUCUGAGCUUCCCUGGGAGUUCUAGUUUGGUGCUGAACUGCAACAAAAUGCUGCAGUGCGGGGUUAUCUUAAUUAGUCAUUUAAUCGUUUGCUUCCCCAUUGCAACAGACUAGUCAAAAUUCCAUGGCACACUUUGAGUUCUCAUUAGGCUGUUUUUGAGGUCCUUCCUAUUUUAUGCACUGUGACUGCUGUUUGUUUGUUUUCUGAUAUUUAAUUUUAUUGGGUACUAUUAUAUUCUAAUGGGUUAUUGAAUAUUACAUCUGAUGCAAGUUGUUUAUUUUAAAGUUACGUUUUGUUAUUAUGACAUUUUUGUAUUGGGUCAAAUUGUUAUAAGGUGUGCAGUCUUUGCUUCUUCUGUCUUGUGUAUAGUAAUAUAGAAAAGCGGUAUACAAAUCAAAAAUUAAAUGAAAUUGCAUGCAAGGUGCCAACUUGUAACAAAUCUCCACCUGCACAUUGUAAUGGAGGGAAUGGCCGACUCUCUACUCACCUGCACAGAACUCCCAGAGAUCUCUUGAGAAGAAGGAAUGCCAAGUUCAUUCUUAGCCUGUUGUAUAAACAUGCUCACUGGGUGAGCUUUUUUGCCUUCAUGGCUGACAACGUAAAGAUCUGAGUGUGUGUUUUGUGAGUGGUGCAAAUACACCUUUGCAUGGAUUGACUAUGGAUGAAGGAAGUUGCUUAUCUUGUACUGUGUAUUUCAGAUAAAAACCUGGUUUCAGAAUCAGCGGAUGAAGUUUAAACGGACCCAGAAGGAAGCUGUGUGGAUGAGAAGAGGAAUAUGCCAACCUCAGGUAAUAAGGCGGCCCAUCUGAUGGAGCAGAACUUCUCCAGCUUCUGACUCAUUAAGAUGCUCCAGUGUGUUGCCUUUAUAGUAGUGCCUGGCCUACAAUGUGAGCAAAAGGGUUGUAGAUUCAAUCCUUGGCAUCUCUAGUAGGGCUGGGAAAAAUCCCUGUGAAACCUGAAAGUGCUGCUACCAUGUAGUCUAGACGAUGACUGAUGCUGAGAUCCUUAGCUCAUCUAUCUGUAUAAGGCAGCUCCUUAUGGUUUUGUCCCCAAAUAAACAGGGCUUUCUAAAUCCAACCUAGAACCAUAGAAUUGUAGAGUUGAAAGGGACCACAAGAGUCACCUAGCCUCACCCCCUGCAAGUCGAGAACCUUUUGCCAAACUUGGGGCUUCAACCCACAGCCCUGAGAUUAAGAGUCCCAAGAUGUAUAGACUGUACAGACUGAACUAUCCCAGCUUGAGCUAAGCCUCCAUUUCUAAGCGUGGGGAGAGAGGACACGGGCACUUUUUUUCCCUUUCAUGUAUUGGGUUCUUCACUGACAUGGGUGUUGACAUAAGCAAACAAGUAUAAUGUCCCAUAUGUGUAUCUCACCAAAAAAUACAAAGCAGGCCUCAGUAUGACAAUGGAGCUUUGAAAUAUUGGUCUAGGGAGCGGGUAUGUUACAUAGGGAGGGGCAGUGGCAGAUAUCCUGACAUGGGCAUGUGAUCAAAAUAGGGGACCCCUCAGCAGCUGUCAUGGAUGCUUUAGAUGAGAUUCCUGCAUUGCAGGGGUUUGGACCAGAUGACUCGGGGGGGGGGGGUCCCUUCCAAGUCUUAAGAUUCUAUUAUUCCAGGGCCGGAUUGAGGUUUGAUGAGACCCUAAUCUACUGAAGGUAAUGGGGCCCUUUAUAUGUCCAGCUGUCCUUUGUCAACAACAAAUUGUCGCUGGUUUUUUUGUGUUGAAUAUAUGCUAUAUGGUAAUUUAUGGACCUAAUAGGUAUCUAAAGCCAUUUGCACAUGUUGGCAUGCAACCUGUCCAUGAGAACCAAGGUACCACUGUAUAGUGGUAGCUCGGUUUACAAACAGCCUUGUUAAUGAACUAUUCAGUUUAUGAACUCUGCAAAACUGGAAAUAGUGUUCCGGUUUGCAAACUUUACCUCAGUUUAUGAAUGGAAGCCGAACGGUGGAAGGGCACUAGCGGCAGGAGGCCUCAUUAGGGAAAGCGCGCCUCUCUUUAAGAACGGAUUUGGUUUAAGAACGGACUUCAGGAAUGGAUUAAGUUCGUAAACCGAGGUACCACUGUAUAUAGAAAUAAGCAAAACAGUGAUAUUUUAGGGAACAGGCUAGGAGGCAGGGCCCAUUACUUACAUCAUAGGAGCCUACGCAACACAAAACACUGUUGCUGUAUGUAGGUUUUAUUUUAUUUGUUUUUUAUCUUAUAUUUUGGAAAUGAACAUCCAUUUUUUUCCCUUUAAUUUUUUUUGGGGGGCCCCAAGAGAGUGGGACCCUAAUCUAGAGCUUGUUUAGCUUAUACGUAAAUCCGGCACUGUAUGAUUCCAUGAAAAGGCCUGUUCCUAAAAGUUCAGGAGAGAGAGCCGCGCACACCCAUCUAUUCCUGGGUCACUUCUGGGGGCAUGAAAAUAACUAAACAAACUGGGAGAUUUUAAACCUUAGGCUAUCUGUUAGGACUACACCCGCAGUGGCCUCAGACAGACCUAACACACAGUAAAGGCAUCUGUUUAGACACACCAUUUUUUAAUCAUUAUUUUAAUGUGGAGUGUAUAUAAGUUUGAAAACAAACACCCUAUUCCUUCAGAGCCAGGAUGCAUGGUCUUAUGGAGCGUUUACAGUUCAGGACAAUAUUUUAAUAAAAAAAUUGUACAAUUUAUAAAAAGGUGGGAGUUCAGUUAGGGCAAAAGGGUCUCUUACACCGAAACAUCCUCUGCCAUGAACACGCAGGGUGGCAUCAGGCACACCAGUACCGGUCUCCACCCUCAAUCUCCAGAGGGGAAUGAUUUUUGCCUAACUUCUAAAGUUGCCUGAAGGACAGCUGAGAUAAUGGAUAAUAAUUUAAUAAUAAAUUAUUACUUAUAGCCUGCCCAUCUGGCUGGGUUUUCCCAGCCACUUUGGACAGCUCCAAACAGAAAAUUAAAAACAUUAAAAACUUUCCUAAACAGGGCUGCCUUCAGAUGUCUUCUAAAAGCCAAAUAGUUGUUUAUUUCCUUGACGUCUGAUGGGAGGGCAUUCCACAGGGCAGGUGCCACUACCGAGAAGGCCCUCUGCCUGAUUCCCUGUAACCUCACUUCUCACAGUGAGGGAACCACCAGAAGGCCCUCAAAGCUGGAUCUCUGUGUCCCGGGCUGAAUGCUGGGGGUGGAGAUGCUCCUUCAGGUAUACUGGGCCGAGGCUGUUUAGGGCUUUAAAGAUCAACACCAACACUUUGAAUUGCGCUUGGAAACAUACUGGGAGCUAUACUGGGAUGCAAUGUGCUUCUGUAGACAGGUGAUGUCUCAAUGCUAAGCAUUGCUAUUUUGGGUGUGUGUUGAAACAUCGCUACUUUUCUCUUUACAGAAUGGUUACCUGGACAUAAACACCAGCUAUCACCAAGGAUACGCCAUCAACGAUGCUAGGAAUAUCCAUUCAUUGGCCAAUGCCCACGAGAACUACGCCAGCAAUCCCGUCGGCGUCAACAACCAGAACUAUAGCAGCGAUCACAGCCAGAUCUACGGCAGCCCCCAGGGUCUGUGUCCGGUUGUGGGAGAAGGAGAGGAUGGAGGCUUUUUUGGGAAGGCUGCUGGGCCCUGUUAUGGCCAACAGGCACUCGGGUACAUCAGCCAGCAAAGGAUGAACUUCUGUCACGGUUUCUCUGCAAGCCUGGAGUAUGCUGCUGUGAAGAUGGAGGGUGGAUAUCCUUUUCCCAGUGUAUCUGCCACUGCACCAGGCACCACCUCUGUCCUGCAACAUUAUCAGACAGACCCUCUUGCAAACCCAAGGACACCAGAGCAGCUCUAAUUCCCAGACUUUAGGUUCUCUCCCAGGGCUCUCAUUCUUUUACUGCUUUCUCUUAAGAUUUUCUUGCUGCAAAUAGGAGUCCCGCUCCUAUCUUCCCACCUCCUUCACUGGCAUCUGUGAGGGAUCUUGGCACUUGGGAAAAAAAACAGAAAAUGGGCAGUUUUAUUGCUGUCUUCUGACUCGGGGGCUGUGUGUGUGUGUGUGUGUGUGUGUGUGUGUGUGUGUGUGUGUUGCAUGUGCAGCUCUGAACUUGGCUUUCAUCAGUUCAUCCUGGCUGGCUCCAGGAAAAGGCACUCGAUGUGUAUGGAAAACCAUGUUCACGAAGAGGAAUCUGCAAAUGUUAGAAUUAACUGCUCCCAUCUCCCCUUGGUUGUCUGCUGUGUGAGUCACUUCCUCAAGAGCUCAAAAUUUGGCUGCCCCUCCCCAACCCAAUUUGAAGGCAGCUUCUAAUCUUUAAAAAAAAAGGACUCUUUUUGUUUCUUUCCCCAUUAUUCUCUUUGAUCUUUCAUGAAAGAUAUUGUUUCUUUCCUAACAAGAGAGCAUUUACUCUUGCUUCAACUGCCUAUCUGUUAAGAGUAGGAUGACUUGGGGGUAGAGGACAGAACUUCUGGUUUAAGGUACAUCCACUACAUGGAAGCAAAGGGGUUGCCUUUCUGACCUAUAUGACAACCUGCUGCUAUUGAACCUGUCCUUCUGCAUCUCUUCACUUGAGGAGACCUCCAAAACCAUAAUGGACAGAGCCAGAUAUAAUCAAGGUGAAAAGUGAGGUUUUCUUUAUUUUGGCAGGAAACACUGUAGGGGGCUUUUUAUUUCCCCUUGCACCACAAAUCUUCAAGCAAUAGCAACGGGUGACCUCUGCAGAUUCUCUUUGAUCAGUCCUGGAAAGACUGCAUAAACAAUCCCACAGUAACCCUCUAGCCAAAGGCUCUCUUAGGUAGGGCUUGGUUGCUGGUGGCCAACUUGGAAUUUAGUAUUAAAUGCCCCCCAAUUUUAUUAUAAAAUAUUUCAUUCGCCAAUAUGACAAGACCUAUCGCCAUAGGGGAUCUACUGUAGCUGCCAGAAAAGAUGGUGGCUUGUGUGAUUUUUUAAUAUGACACUGCAGGACACCGUUGAUUUUUCCUCUGGCUAGCCUUGUUUUUUAAGUCUUACUAUGUAGUGAUUACUGGAAGGGUGAGGAAACUUCUGUCUCCUAUCCGGCCGUACUGUGGACCUACCUGCUUAGCAGCUGCCUAACUGCCUAGGUUAGAUUUUCUUUUGGAAUGAGGGGAGAGUUAAUGGACUUGCCAAAUGUUUUUAGUGUUUCAUAUUCCCGUGGUUCAUGUGUUUGCUUACAGAACACACCUGCUUUCUAGUUAACAGAGUGUUUACUAUAUUGCUGUCUCAUUUUUAAUCUGCACAAGGCAUUGGUGUUAUGAUUGGUUAGUAAAAGUGCAUCCUGAUAACCGUGUUUCUGUUUAGCUUUAUUUUUUUUGUUUGUUUAAAUAAGCC
Podarcis lilfordi (Lilford's wall lizard) is the source of this 7877-nucleotide messenger RNA. NCBI's taxonomy places the organism in Eukaryota, Metazoa, Chordata, Lepidosauria, Squamata, Lacertidae. The record is from the annotation of a GenBank genome assembly.